CUAUACAGAUGCGAAAUCCCAAACCCAACCCCAAAAAUCGUGAGCCUCGGCGCCCGUAUGAUGCAAGAGCCGUUCUGGCUCGGUCUGAUCGCCGUUUUCGUGGUCCUCGGCGUCAUCGGUCUGGUGUGGUGCGCCAAGCGACACUUCCCUGAGAAGAUUGAGAAGCUGCUGGCCGAGGAGGCAGAUCGGUGUGCGAGACCGUCCCCAUCGCCGCGCAAGAAGCGUAAUAAUUCAACGCCAACGAAGAAAAACGCAGCAGAAAAGAAGCAAAUACUUCAACAGCUCAUAAGUCCAGCUACAGCCAACGAGCACUCCAAGAAAAUUAGCAUGGGAGAGCUAAUUCAAAUGUCAGAGAAAAGGACUCUAAGCACCGUUGAGAGCGCGCCAGCAUUUAUGGAAUUUAGUGAGCAUAAAGAGACCUCAUUCGCUAGUGAGGCUUCAACGCCUUCAACAUCGCCAUCGACUAGACACAUAUCAGAUCCGAAGUUAGAAAAGAAAGUGACAUUCGCGAGACUCCUGAACAGGGUGUCAGCAGAAAUGAGCUCAAGCUCCGACGCGGAUAUGAUGAAUACGAUAGCGAUUCCGAUGGCGGUGAUAGCGGAUAGAGGAAUGAGGGCGAAGGCGUCGAGUACGCCGCCGUCGCCGGGGGUGGAAGCACGGUCGCCGCAUAGCACGUCGAGCAACCAGGGGAGUGACUCCAUGUCGAGUUUGGAUCUGACGUUAGCGCAUGCUGCUUUGAAAAAGUAUUCCAGAACCCCAAAAAUCUCAAGCGCCGACUCCAUCCUCGCGAUGUUCCGCAACUUCUCCACCUCGGCGGCCAUCAUCUCCCGCGCCUCCUCCGGCGGGAUCUCGGCGUCGAGCACGCCGACGGCGUCGUCGCCACAGGACGACACCGUGGACGCCGACGACGUGUCGCUCGCGUCGUCGCUCGUGCCCUCACUCGCGCCGGACUCGCCGAUCGCGAGGCCGCAUAAUACUAUUGAGAUACAGGUCCUAGACCCACUAAGCGCCCACAAAUCCUCAGGCCCCGGCAGCAACCUCCUCCACCCCCCAUCCAUCCUUCUAGAAGUCCCUUCGACCAUCAACAAGUGCCUCUCACCCAUCCGCGAACUGCCAACACCAUUGCCCACUCCUCUGCCCACUCCUUCGCCUACUCCGCUGCCGUCUCCUCGGAUGCCAAAGAAGAUGGAGUUGGAUAAGAAUGAGAUCAGGUGUAUGUCGCCGAGUGAGGAUGAAGAUGAGAUUCGACUGGAGAAGCCGGAGAGGCCGACGUCUGGGUUGAGAUUGAAGCUCCGUCAGCCAGCAUUCAGCUGUGAUACCCCCACCCCCUCCACCCACGUGACAGACUCACCCAGCCCCAGCUUCACCCACAGCCAAGACUCAGAGCGGGAAAUGUCCUCGCCAUCCCCUGCACCACCAUCCCUCCGAGUCCCAGUCUUAACCAUCGAACGACCAUCCCCAGGCUCCCCACCUCCCAAGAGAACACCUCCCCAUCUAGAGUUCCAACCUCCUCCUUUGAUAACGGUCACUUACAACGCCAGCGAAGAAUCAGAUGAACCUUUAUCACCAAGACCACCACCUCCAACAAUGAACAUGUGUUAUCUAAGCCCAUUCUCCAUGUCAGCGAGAGGAGAACGAGCGCCGUCAGAGUCCAAUCUUUCCUCAUCAGGCUACAGCUCCAUGGCCAGCCCAGGACCAUCGAGAUGUAGCUCAAGUAAUCCUUUAUGCCCGUCCGAAAUGGAAGAUCCUGGCUCAGGUGGGGGACCGUCCUGUUUUCAAAGAAGACGGCCGUUAAUGAAAACUAAUUCGAGUCCAGCAUCAUCAAAUGAUGACUCCAAGGAACGGAGACGAGGACGAUCCGACUCAGAGACGCUCUCAGAUGAUCCUUUGCUAGAAUCUAAUGACGAAGGCAUAGGAACAGAUGAAAGGGUAGACGAUGUACCGUCCAGCGCUAAAGAAAUGGAGACCCUAGUGGUUUUGAAAGAAUUAGACGUGCCUCAAACAUUAUGUUCUCCCAGUGGCGUGACUAAAUGCUCCAUCGUCAAAUGCUUGAGCGUUGAAAGAGGGCUAGAUGAGAAAGCGAGUCUACGACCACCAACAUUACUCACUGAUCUUACCAGACCUUUAAGCCCUGUAAGUUCCCGAAGCGAAUCACCCUUAAGCGACAAGGCAAGCUUGGGUCGCUUCUCACCACAGUUCUACGGGAGACAAUUACCUUUUACCGAUUCUGAUGGACUCUACGACUUUCCAAGUUCAGAGUGUGUGAAAGGGACAAGCUGUAAAGGAGGUACAAACACACAGAAGAAGUCUGGGAGGAAACGAGACAGAAGAACGACGAGGACUGUGUCGCAUGAAGCGACGGGAACGACCAAGUCAGCACUGCCUCAUAUGCCGCAUUCCAUGCAUAAUCUUUUAGAGGUGCCUGGGCCUCGCGACGGGAGCCGAGGCCGAAAGUCCGGGCGCCGGCGCUCGCGCUCGCAGGCCCCGGCUCCCCCUUCCUCCUCGUCCUCUGAGGACUCGGUGUCCGCGGCCUCGGUGGCCUCUGUGGCCUCCGCGAGGGAACUGAGGUUGCCGCCUGAUUUGGAUAUGCAGCCAAGUGAGCCGACUAGGUUGCGGAAACCACUCAGAAGACAAAAAUGCCGUAGUUCCGAGGUGAUCUAUGAAGAUACGUCAUCCAAGAUCUCAUCAAGUCUCGAUUUAACGGAGGACUCCCGAAAACCUGUCAAAGUUAAUAAACUAAGGACCAUCAGCAACCAAAUUAGAUUCCUUCGACGUUUGGAGCGAAGCUUGAAAAUGAAAGAAAGCUACCCUGCGUUAUCAGAUGACGAAGGCGAUGAAUCUUCAAGCGUAACUUCGCCCCUAUUACAAGGUCGGAAGGACCUAAAUCGAAUGCCGACACACGCGAUAUCAGCACCUCUAUUAGGACCCGGGAGGCCUAAAAUCGCCCGACAGAGGCGAUACGACCGAUCUUUGUUAAGUGAAGAUACUAGGAUACUAAGCACGGCAACAUGCCAUGAUAAUUCCGAUUGAAAAUGAACUCUGUGUUUACGUGAAUAAAGUGCAGUUUUACUUUAGCAAUAAGAGUGCGUUACGGUGAAAGUUUGAAUAAUUGCGUACUCGGCAAUGUCCAAAAUUUUGACAGCUGUCUGAUGACACUUGAGUAUACAAAAUUCUAAUCUAAUGUGAUAUAAUUAUAAUGUAAUGGUUCUUCAGGAGUGUUGACGAUUUUAACAGUUAGUAGUAAAUAUAGAUAACCAUCGUGUAGAGGUUUCGUUUUCUUUAGUUCCACUUUUGAUGUCUUGAACUUAUACGUGAUUCUUACUGUAAAUAAUUGUCUUAUAGCAAUAACCUAUUAUAAGGGUGUAUGUUCAUCCGUGUAGUUGAUUGAUACAGACAUUAAUACCUACUUGGUGUUUUUUUAUUCAUUAGUAAGGGGUUAGUCUUAUUUAGAUAUAGGUAUUGUUAAUUUUAUCUUAUUUUUUAAUAUUCCGCUAAAUAUAAUUUCCUGUUCGUUAGAUUAUUGACUAUGUAAAAUGCUUUUGUAAAUGUAUUAUACGUAUUGCUCAAAUGCAUAUUUUGUGAGAUCGUUUUUGCGCACUUUUUGCUGUUAUGUAUAUACAUUUAAUAUAAGUACUGUAAAUAUGGGGACUUCGAGAGAAAUGUAAAUACUUUGACACGUUUAGACGAAAUAAAGGUACCAAACUAACGGUAUACCAUGCACAAUUACUAAUAUACAAGCGUAAUCUCAAACAUAUAUUGUGUAUUACGGUAAGUCUAUUUAAAUAUAGCUACAUUUAGUACCUUUAACAUUUAACAGACGCACCAAUAGAAUAGAGAACGCAAUAAUGUCUAGUUACCUAAUAAAUGUUAUUCAAUAUUCAUUUGUUUUAGUUGGAACGAAAUAAAACUUAAAAUAGUAUAGCCGUAAUUAUACCCAUGUUUGAGCCAUAUUUAUUGGAGUCACAGUUUGAAGCUAGUCUAGAUUCCUACACCUAAACUAAGCAUUUGAAAUACAGGCUCGUAAGAAGAAGUCCGUAGUGCAUUUUCUAAAUUAUUUUAUCAAAAAAUCCGAGAAAAAAAUGUGAUUAGCGUAUCCAUUAUCAUAGCAAGGCCUGGAUAGAAACUAUGUAAGCCUUAACUCUAAAGUAAUAAUCUUAAAAUAAUUUGUUACAAUCCACAUGAUAUGACAAUUUUAUCUCGACAAAAUAUCGCUAAUGAAAACACCGAAAAACUUCUUGCUCAGUUCAUGUGAGUUGUCACAUUUAUUAGCCCUAAAAUUGUUUUAUAUACUCGUAGUAAGAAUUCUGAUACUAGAUACGAUUACCGCAAAACUAGAAGCCUAAAUAGACCAGUAGUGUACCCUAUACCCUAUACCCAUAUGCCUAUGAAAUGACAGUAGAUUGACUUAAUACUCAUCGUGUAUCUAUUUUAGACGUUUUUGUGUUUUCCUUUCAAUAUUAGAGAAGAAAAGGUAUCGACCUUUACGAUUAGGUACUCAAAGUAUAAAAAAAAUACCAGCAACAUUAUCAAUGUUUUUAAAGAAAGUUAACGAAGAAGAGCAGCAUCUAAAGAAUAGUCAUUCAAAAUAAUUUAAUUAUGGUUUCGCAAAGGCCGAUACUAUGGGUGAAUAAUUUUGUUUUUGGUAUUCUGUCCCGCGUAGUUUGUUAAAUAAAAUGUUAUACUACUCGUACAUUUUACUAAAAAGCUAAGUAGAUGACUAACUAUGGAAAGGACUUAUAACUACCAUAAAUAUUUAAAGAGACCCCAGGAGACCGUAACCGUGGAAAAGAGUAACAAGAAAAGUUUAUUCGCCCAUCUUCAAAAGUCGUAGUUAGCUUAAUGUCGUUAGAUACAGUUUCAGCAAUAAUUUUUGUGAUUCGACUGUUCAAAGACUGACGUACUGUGUGGGGGAACCAAUGCUUGUGUUUACUGUCUAUUUGUAUCUUAAUGUUUAGGUAUGUAUAAUAUUUAAACGUUGAUGUUGUAACACAUACAAACUUAUUUAGUAGCUGCACUGUUAUGUUUCAGUACUAAUUUUCUUAUAAAGAAGCUACUUGGUUAGUACCUAUACGAAUGCAUAAAAACAAAUGAAUAAUAAAUAAACCAACUUUGGCCAAGUGACCUUUGAUAUAGCACAAAUCAUCACUAUUUCACAUAAUUAUAUCUGAAAAUAACUGCCUGUUAUAAUAAGGCUAAUUCAAUCGGUGUGAUGAUUUCAAGAUAUGUCAAAACAAUAACUGCUUGCUUGUGUCAUAUCAAAGUACAUAAAUAAUUGUUUAUAGCCAGUAAUUGAGUUUAUAAAUAAAAUAAAAUUAAAUUAGAACUCACAUAUUCUCUAUAUUCUAUUCAGUCUGAAACCGAAGAGUAGUGCUUAGUUUUUCUUUUUAUCAGUUUAUAAUAGCAGACGUAUAUUGAAGUUGUUUAUUGACUUAAUCGAAAUGUAACUUUUAACAACUUUUAGUAAGAACGGGACGUUUUCAAGGAAAAGUAUACCAACUAGUAUUUUGAAUAAUUUAAUCAAUUGAAUAAUUAUUUCUUGAGUACUAUACGAAUAUACACGUCAUACGAGUCACAGCAAUGUGUCAUUAUUCAGCCACUAGAAUCUUAAUUUCUUUGGUAAUCUUGGUAGGCUAUUUACUGCAAAGGUAUUAUCAUAAACACGAAAACCCAAAUAAAAGAGUACCGAACGCUAGCGGUAAUUUUAUAAUUAUAUUCAAAUAAAAAUAACGCUAAAAGGUGUUCUUAAAGGCCUAUCGGUAAGUCAUCAUUUCUGCUAGAUUAUUGCAAUAUUUAAUAGUAUAAAUAUGAAAGUCAUGAAAUUAAUGGCCUGUUCAUUGAGACUGAUUUUCUAAUACUUAACUCUUAAAAUUGUGGCUUAGUUUUCCUCGUUUGUGUGAAUAGCUCUAAAUCUCCCUUCUACGACAUCCUUGUGUACAUAUUCUUUCGCACGAGAUGCCUUCACUGCCAUUGAAAAAAUCACAAAUAUAGUUUGCCUAUACUUCUUUCUAUACAUCCAUUAUAUCAGGGAAAUAUUAAAAAUAAUGUAUUCUUAUAUCUAUGUACAGCAGCCUGGUAUAUCUAUUUAUUGAAAUUAAUUUAAUUUAAUUACAUACGUGUGACAUAAGUUGUAUUGGUUUCAGACUAUGUAACAUACCCAUUUUAUCAAAGCAUAAAUAAAUAUAUAUAUAGGUAUUAACACCUUUUGAAAAACACUAUGCUCAGUGCUUUAAACACUAUGGUUAAUAUCCAUAAAAUAACAAUAACUAUAAUAUUUGAAAAAAGUUUAAACCUAAAACUAAAGGUACCAUCUAUUAACUGCAUUUAAUUUUGUGUUUUUUUUGCAUUUAACAUUAACAAUAUGUAUACUUACCUACACUAAAUGCACUCAAUUAAAAUAUAAGCAAUAUGUUAAAGUUUUUUCAUAAUAAUUGUAAAUGUAAGUUGUCAAGUAUAAAUCGAAUAAUUAUUGGAUAUUUAAUACUCUGUGAUUGCAAGUAUAAGGCUCAAAACGUUUCUACUUACUGCAUAUCAAUAAUUUGUUAUUAUAAUUUAAAUUAUCACAUCUUUAGUUUUAUAAUUGUAAAUAUAAUUUCAAAUUGCCUUAAUUAUAUAUACAAUAUAUAAGUUUCAUAAUAUUAAGUGUAAUGUGUGUAUUGCUAUGUCAUUUUAGGUAUUUCAUGAAAAACCUAAAGUUUUGAUUUGUCCGUGACAUUUUAGUCAUCGUUGUACAGUCAACAACAGAGCUAUUAAUACAGGCAAAGUGUCAAAAAUAUGUAUACAGUACUUUAUUGCCUGUACAUUAAGGUCGUGUAUACAUAUUUUGGCACUUUGCCUGUAUUCAUAGCUCUGUUGUUGACUGUACCUACCUUGUUUAAUCGAAAAUUGGCGAUGGUUUGACUUCAGUAUUUAAGAUAAAUAAUAAUAGAUAAUUUAUUUAUUUUAAGAUAGAUAAUUUGUUGUAGAUAGGUAAUAAUACAUAAUACGUUGACAGGAAAAACUAAUAAAGUACUUUUAUUUACUUAUUUUUACUCAAAUACACAAGACGCGCUAGUAAAAAGUAAAGUGGCAACAUUGUCUUACUUUUUUUGGUCUUGAACUACGAUUUUCAGAUUAAAUAUUUAAUUCAUGUUUAAUUCUAUAUGUCAUAAACAUAAACCACAAGAUAUUAAAUAUUUAAAUGAAAUCAAAUCAUUGCCAAUAUUUCCCGGUACGUUAAUAUUCUUCAAGAGGUGACCAUCUAUGUAGUGUCACGUACAAUAUAAGUGCACCUUUAUUAUUAUAGCCAUAGGUUGAAAAUCGUGUGAACUCUAACCUUAGAAUUUUAUUUUAAUAAUUAUGAUUUAUUAAGCAACUUUAAGACCCACAUUAAAAAUAUUUUCACCACACCAGCUCGGAAAAAAUUACUUUGCACUUCAAAAACGAAUAGCAAAGUUACAUUUUAUCCACAUGUGAGGCAAAGUAAUCAAAUGCAAAUUUUGAGUUGUUUUCUUAUGUUUGCUGGUAGAAUUGACUUUUAAAUGAUGAUUUUGGAUGAUAAAUAUUUAAUAACAUUCAUUUGGAUUUGAUUUGGUUUGAUUUUGUUUGAUAUUUUACAUUUAAUAUUUGCUUCGGGUUGGUGUGGUGAAAAAUGUUGUGUUUCACUCGGGGGCAAAUUUUGUUUAACCCUUGUGCUUUGAAACCCUCGCAACGCUCAAGAUUCCAUUUAUCGAACCACUCGCUAUGCUCGUGGUUCAAUUUUGGAAUCUUUCGCUUGCUCGGGUAUCAAUAUUAGCACGAGCGGUUAAACAACAACUUUGCCCCCUUGUAAAACAAAUAACUAUUAAACUGCAACUGACGAAAUACAUCAGACCUCAAAUUGUUUUAAUACUUUAGUUAGGAUGGGUCGCACCAAAUCGUGUGUCACCGUUAAACGCUCACUAAAUUAAUUUGUAUGGAAAGUUCAUAGUUCACUGCUCAGUGGCAUAGAUCAGUCCGCCAAUUGAGAUUGGUGUAACCAGCCCUUAGUCAAAGAAGACUACCUUUGCUUAACGCAUAAAUAAUGUCAAUAGUUUAUUAAAAAAUACAGUAACACGUGAAUGAAUGAAUGUGGGCCUUAAAAUUGUGGGCCGUAUAUAAAUAGUUGCGCCAAUAAGUUGAAAGUAGGGUUCAAAAUUUAAGUGAGAGGGAGAGGUGUGAUAAUAUGGCUCUGAAAUAGCAGGAGCUGUUUAUUUUACAAGUUUUUACAAGUUAUAUGAUACAAGAUGCCAUUAUGAAAAAUUAUAUUUCCGUGUGGUUUGCCCUUCAGAAAAUUAAAGGUACCUUUCGAAACUAAUUUAUUUAUAUCAACUCCAUAAAACCCGGUUUAGUGCCGGUUAUAGUAUAACACACCAACAAACGAGUAGGUACACAAAGUAAACUACCUACCCAAUGAUUGGCUUUGAAAGUAGUGGCUGUCAUUUGUCUUCAUUUUUGACCAAGCAAGCAUAGGUAUGCGCUUCCGUUCAGCUUGGACAUAAAUAAAUGCACGCAUUAUUAUUUCAACCUUUUAUUUUGGAAUUAGGUAGGUACAGCCGCCAUCAGAUUAUCGGCGCGGCCAAGAUCGUCACAGAUAUCUGAACUAGCGCCUGGACAAUAGAGGCGUGUUCAGAUAUUUGUGACCACCUUGGCCGCUCCGAUAUAUAUAAUGGCGGCUGUACACUUGAACAGAGGGGUUUGUUGGAUCAGCCCAGGCCUUAAUAUUUUCAGCUAAAUAAUACAUAAGUAUUCCUAAGAUUUGCUAUUGCGCAUAUUGUCACAUCUCUUAACAAAAGCUCACGGCAUACUUAGCUUCAAUUUUACAUCUACGAUGGGCACGAUCUCUAUAGAUAUGGAGCUAUUUGAUAUUGUACCUUAUCUUGCUAGCUUUUUAAUUAAAGUUACAUAUUUUAUUGAAAAAUCCAUAGCGAAAAUAGGUAGGUACUACCAAUAGAGGCCAAUUUAACACGGGCAGAUCAUAAUAUCCAAACAAAUAAAAAAUACUGCAUAGUUCGUGUUAUUCGUAGUCUAGUACCCACAACACAAGCCUUAUUGAGCUUACUGUGGGACUAGGUCGAUCUGUGUAAAAUUGUCCUAUAAUAUUUAUUUAUUUAUUUAUUUAUUCCACGCAUAAAAUAAGACUAAUAACUAGAGGAUGAAUAGUUCCAUAUCUAAAAUAGCCCCAAGUGUCCCUAUUGUUUUACACCUUAUUAAAUUAUAAAUGUGAUGACUUGGACGUAAUGUAAGGACUCAUGUAAAUAAUGUUUUACACUAUCCCUGCCCGUUUAUUAAGGUGUAUAUUAUUCAUUAUUAUAUUAUUAACAUCUUAUUCACGAACAAAUGUAAGAAUAAAGGUAAAUACAUUUUGCUUGUUA
Cydia fagiglandana is the source of this 9368-nucleotide messenger RNA. RefSeq lists its product as uncharacterized. The record is from RefSeq and is a predicted model, not a curated record. The transcript has 9 exons. Bases 58 to 3030 code for a protein of 990 amino acids. Gene Ontology annotation, molecular function: serine-type endopeptidase activity. Lineage: Eukaryota; Metazoa; Arthropoda; Insecta; Lepidoptera; Tortricidae.